Zychaea mexicana is the source of this 255-nucleotide messenger RNA. RefSeq lists its product as uncharacterized. The record is from RefSeq and is a predicted model, not a curated record. NCBI's taxonomy places the organism in Eukaryota, Fungi, Mucoromycota, Mucoromycetes, Mucorales, Lichtheimiaceae. The coding region runs from base 1 to 255 and encodes 84 amino acids. The transcript is spliced from 2 exons. Gene Ontology annotation, biological process: negative regulation of ATP-dependent activity. Gene Ontology annotation, cellular component: mitochondrion. Gene Ontology annotation, molecular function: ATPase inhibitor activity.
AUGCAACGUGCCACUCGGGUUUUACAACGUGCUAGACACAUCAAAAUGCAACGUGCAAACAUUCACGGCAAUACUGAAGGAGCCACCGCAGAAUCCAAGGGUUGGAAUGACAAGGAAAAGGCAGUUGAGAAUAUGUGGGCACGACAGGCUGAGGCUGAAAAGAUCAAGGCUUUGAAAAACGUUCUCGCUGAACAGCGAAAGACCACAGAUGCCAUCAAGAAGGAAUUGGACGAAAUGUCCAAGAAACAAGCUUAA